AGCAGGAGCAGGACCGGGAGCAGAAGCAGGACCGGGAGCAGGAGCAGGAGCAGGAGCAGGACCGGGAGCAGGAGCAGGAGCAGGAGCAGGAUGUCGGUGCUCAGCGCAGUGCCUUUCCUGAAGCCCGUCCAUGUGAGGUCCCCCCGCAGCCCUCCCGGCCGCCAGCGCCGUCACACGCUGCCUGCCAGCGAGUUCCGCUGCCUCAGCCCCGAGGAUGCCGUCAGCGUGUUCGAGAUCGAGAGGGAAGCCUUCAUCUCCGUCUCCGGGGACUGUCCCCUCCACCUGGAUGAGAUCCGGCACUUCCUGAACCUGUGCCCGGAGCUGUCCCUUGGCUGGUUUGAGGAGGGGCGGCUCGUGGCCUUCAUCAUCGGCUCCCUCUGGGACCAGGAGAGGCUCAGCCAGGCAGCGCUGACCCUGCACCGGCCGCAGGGCUCGGCCGUGCACAUCCACGUGCUGGCCGUGCACCGGGGCUGCCGGCAGCAGGGCAAGGGCUCCAUCCUCAUGUGGCGGUACCUGCAGCACCUGCGGGGGCUGCCCGCCGCCCGCCGCGCCCUGCUCAUGUGCCAGCGCUUCCUCGUGCCCUUCUACCAGAAGUGCGGGUUCCGGGCGCUGGGGCCCUGCGCGGUCACGGUCGGGGACUUGGCCUUCGUGGAGAUGGAGCACGCCGUGCGGGGACAUGCCUUCCUGCGCAGGAACAGCGGCUGCUGA
This is a messenger RNA of Pezoporus flaviventris, 708 nucleotides long. It is a transcript of the gene AANAT, whose product is annotated as aralkylamine N-acetyltransferase. NCBI's taxonomy places the organism in Eukaryota, Metazoa, Chordata, Aves, Psittaciformes, Psittacidae. Gene Ontology annotation, cellular component: cytoplasm. Gene Ontology annotation, molecular function: aralkylamine N-acetyltransferase activity. The record is from RefSeq and is a predicted model, not a curated record. The transcript has 3 exons. Gene Ontology annotation, biological process: melatonin biosynthetic process; response to light stimulus; circadian rhythm. Bases 91 to 708 code for a protein of 205 amino acids.